Molecule: messenger RNA, 1632 nt
Organism: Columba livia (rock pigeon)
Lineage: Eukaryota; Metazoa; Chordata; Aves; Columbiformes; Columbidae
Gene: NOB1
Product: NIN1 (RPN12) binding protein 1 homolog
Exons: 9
Coding region: 110-1396 (428 amino acids)
Biological process (GO): maturation of SSU-rRNA; ribosomal small subunit biogenesis
Cellular component (GO): preribosome, small subunit precursor
Molecular function (GO): RNA endonuclease activity
Source: RefSeq, a predicted model, not a curated record
UCAUGUGACACCAGCUCGUCACCUGACCGCGCCGCCCGGAAGCGCUCGCGCGGUGCUGCCUCUCCCAGCGGGCACCGCGGCGGCUACGGCAGCCGGGCCGGGCCGGGCCAUGGGGCGCGCGGACAUGGCGCGCGUGCCGCACGUGGUGGCCGAUACCGGCGCGUUCCUGAGCGCGGCCCCGCUGCAGGACAUCGCGGAGAACCUGUACACCGUGCCCGAGGUGCUGGCCGAGAUCCGCGACCGCCCGACGCGCCGCCGCCUCGCGGCCCUGCCCUGCGAGCUGCGGCUGCGCCGCCCGCGGCCCGACCUGCUGCGCCUCGUGACCGAGUUCUCCAAGAAGACCGGCGACUACCCCAGCCUCUCGGCCGCCGACCUGCAGGUGCUGGCCCUCACCUGCCAGCUGCAGGCCGAGACCGACGGCCCCGGCUGCCUGCGCUGGGAGCCCCAGGACAAGGUGCAGCUCAGCUCCACCCCGCGGCACCCCGAGGCCCCACUGCACGUCGCCGGCUUCCACCUGCCCGCCAAGCACAAGUCCCCAGGGAAGGGCCAGCGUCAGCCCAGCCCCGAUGGCAGCACCGUCCCCUCUGAGAGCGAUGAGUUCAGCUCCUUCCUGUACUGGCGAGUGCCUCUGCCCAGCAUCGAGGAGGAGCUGCAGGAGCUGCUGAAACCUCCGGCCGCCCCCGUCAGCACAGAGACCGCUGAGGAGCAGCAGAGCGCUGAGGAUGAGGCCAGUGCGGAGGAGGAGGAGGACGAAGAGGAGAGCGACAACGAGGGCUGGAUAACACCCAGCAACCUCAAGCAGGCCCAGCAGGACAUGGGGCACUGUGACACUGCACCGGUUGGCAUCCAAGUCGGCUGUGUCACCACAGACUUUGCCAUGCAGAACGUGCUGCUGCAGAUGGGCCUCCACGUGCUGGCGGUGAAUGGGCGGCUGAUCCGCCAGGCCAGGAGCUACAUCCUGCGCUGCCACGGCUGCUUCAGAACCACUUCAGACAUGACCAAGGUUUUCUGUCCCCACUGCGGUAACAAGACCCUGAAGAAGGUCGCAGUGAGUGUCAGCGAGGACGGGAGCCUCCACAUGCAUUUCUCCCGCAACCCCAAGGUGCUGAACCCCCGAGGGCUCAGGUACCCGCUGCCGGCACCGAGGGGAGGGAAGCACGCCAACAACCCCCACCUGGUGGAAGACCAGCCCUUCCCGCAGCAGCGGCUGUCCCGCAAGGCCAGGCAGAAAACCAACGUCUUCGACCCUGACUACAUCGCCGGGGUCUCACCCUUCGCAGAAAACGACGUCUACAGCCGCGCUGCCAACCUGCAGAUCCGGGACGCGGCCCUGGGCGCUGGCAGGAGGCGCCUGAACCCCAACGCCGUGACAAAGAAGUUUGUGAAGAGGAGGUGAAGGGUGGGACGGGGCCCUUGGCAGCCAGCGCUGCCAGGGACCAUCUGCCCAGGCCUUGCCCAGCACUGCCUGACACAGGACGGCUCGCAGAGCCACCCUGGGCAGGAGCUGGACCUUUCCUUCCGCGGUUCUCUGGUGCCCGAAGAGCAGCUGGGACUGGGGGUGGCUCUGACCUUGCCAGAAAGGGGGAACCUGGCUGAGGUAGGGGCUGCGUUGCUAAUAAACACAAAACCGUA